Thlaspi arvense is the source of this 1315-nucleotide messenger RNA. The record is from the annotation of a GenBank genome assembly. NCBI's taxonomy places the organism in Eukaryota, Viridiplantae, Streptophyta, Magnoliopsida, Brassicales, Brassicaceae.
AAAUUUUUUAUAAAAGGAUCUUUGUGAUAUGUGACUUCCUCAUCUUCUCGAGUAAAACCAAUCGAAUAAUUUCAUUUGAAAGAAAAGAUGCAUUUUUUCUCUUCUUCGUCGUCAUCUUUGUCAACUUGGACAAACCUAAUAACAAUUGGAUGCCUCAUGCUUCAUUCAUCUUUCUCCAGUGCUCAACUAACUCCUACCUUCUACGACAGUACAUGUCCUAGCGUCUUCAACAUCGUACGGGAUACCAUUGUUAACGAAUUAAGGUCGGAUCCUCGUAUCGCCGCGAGCAUCCUUCGUCUUCACUUCCACGAUUGCUUCGUUAAUGGUUGUGAUGCAUCGAUCUUGUUAGACAACACAACAUCGUUUCGAACAGAAAAAGAUGCUGCUCCAAAUGCAAACUCGGCUCGGGGAUUUCCAGUGAUUGAUAGAAUGAAAACAGCAGUUGAGAGCGCAUGCCCGAGGACUGUUUCAUGUGCAGAUAUCCUUACCAUCGCAGCUCAACAAUCUGUUAAUUUGGCAGGAGGUCCUUCAUGGAGAGUUCCUCUGGGAAGAAGAGAUAGUUUCCAAGCAUUCUUUAACCUCUCUAAUGCAAAUCUUCCUGCUCCAUUCUUCACGCUUCCACAACUUAAAGCUAGUUUCCAAAAUGUUGGCCUUGACCGUCCUUCAGAUCUCGUUGCUCUCUCAGGGGGUCACACGUUUGGUAAAAACCAAUGCCAGUUUAUUAUGAACAGGCUAUACAACUUUAGCAACACUGGUUUACCCGAUCCUACCCUCAACACUACUUACCUCUCCACGCUUCGUGGGCUAUGUCCUCUUAAUGGUAACCAAAGCGUCUUGGUCGAUUUUGAUCUACGUACACCAACGGUAUUUGACAACAAAUAUUAUGUGAAUCUCAAAGAGCAUAAGGGACUUAUCCAGACCGAUCAAGAGCUAUUCUCGGGCCCUAAUGCCACUGAUACAAUCCCUUUAGUGAGAUCAUAUGCUGAUGGAACACAAAAGUUCUUCGAUGCGUUUGUGGAGGCGAUGAAUAGGAUGGGAAACAUUACGCCUCUCAUGGGAACUCAAGGACAGAUCAGGCAGAACUGUAGGGUGGUCAACUCCAAUUCACUGCUCCAUGAUGUGGUUGAGAUCGUUGACUUUGUCAGCUCUAUGUAACAACGGUUGUCUCAAUAUAUGUGGCAACAAAAAUAUGUAUGUUUGUUACAAUAAUAAAACGUUCUCAGAGUUAGGGGUGGGUAAAAUAUCCGUUAUAUCCGCUUCGAACUGAUAUUUGUUUCGAUCCGUUUCAAAAAAUCCGGAUAUCCGUAAAGCUUUG